Eucalyptus grandis is the source of this 830-nucleotide messenger RNA. RefSeq names its product oleosin 5-like. Lineage: Eukaryota; Viridiplantae; Streptophyta; Magnoliopsida; Myrtales; Myrtaceae. The transcript has a single exon. The record is from RefSeq and is a predicted model, not a curated record. The coding region runs from base 36 to 512 and encodes 158 amino acids. Gene Ontology annotation, biological process: response to freezing; seed oilbody biogenesis; lipid storage. Gene Ontology annotation, cellular component: membrane; monolayer-surrounded lipid storage body.
CUCUCAAAAGAGCUCCCUAGAACCACCGCAACCAGAUGGCGGAGCACCACCAGCCACGGCAGCUCCAGAUCCACCCCCAUCGCCAGCAACCCGCGGCCACCUCGAUCCAGAAGCUCCGGGACCUCUUCUCCGAGAAGGGCCCCUCGACUGCCCAGGUCCUUACGGUCGUCACGCUCGUCCCGGUCGGCUUUUUCCUCCUCCUCCUGGCGGGCCUCACUUUCGCAGGCACUCUCAUUGGGCUCGCCGUCACAGCCCCGCUCUUCAUCCUCUUCAGCCCGGUCCUCAUCCCUGCAGCGCUGACCAUUGGCCUCGCCGUCGCCGGGUUCUUGACGGCGGGGGCUUUUGGGAUCACAGGGCUAGCUUUCUUCACGUGGACGCUGAGGAUGAUGAGGGAACUCCUGCCGGAGCCCGUGGGGCAAGCCCAGCGGAAAAUGCAGGACGCGGCGGGUCAUUUGGGCCAAAGGACCAAGGACUUGGGCCAGGCCAUCCAGGACAAGGCCCACGGCCCGUGAAGCUGUGAGGACGUGUGACGGGAGCUUGCAGAGGUCGUCGCUUUUCACGGUCGUCUUUUGUGUGCGUGUGUGUAUAUGAAUCGCGGGAAUGUGUGGCGUAGCAAUAAAAGAUCGUGAUUAGUCUUUAGAGAAGGGCAAAAAGAGAGAGAGAUGACGCGUAUCAAGACAUGAGAAAUGAGGCAUAGAGAUGAUGCUGAUGCUUUGUUUUGGGAUUUGUCUACGCGAGCAUGUAAUCGAAUAAUAUGACUUUACUACGACCGAGUGCUGCUACGUCAAGGUGACAUGAACAUAUGCUUCCUCUCAACUCUUAUGUUCUCU